AUGCUGCGGCCGCUUAUUCUCAACCUGGAUAAUUUCCAGAGGAUAAAAGAACUGGCAAUCAAUGAUGCCGCAGACCCAGCUGCUCGUAUCUUCUUCUUUGGGACACUGCUGGAACUUUGCAAGGUGGAUCUCCAUCUGAAGACUUUGCUGAAGCCAAUGGCUAAUCUGACCACAAAACAAGACUUUGCAAAUAUCUUCAAGAAUAUGUCUGACCUUGAGAACUUGGAUCUCUCUCGGUCAAAUAUUGAGGUGCCGAUGGACAUGAUAAAGUGGGAGGAGGCUGUCAACUUGCGACAUUUAAAUCUGCUGGAAAAUAUUAAAAUUAAUAGCGAACAACUUUCUAUGUUGGCUGGCUCGUGUCCUCAUAUUGUCAGUUUGAACCUUCAGUAUUGUAUCUCAUCUUUUCAAGCCGGCAAAAACACAUACCCACUUCAUGAGGAUCUGAAGGGUCUCCAAGCAUUGAUCUCUUCCUGCCGUCAUCUGACACAUCUGAAUCUUAGUGGAAUUCACUCCCAUUAUCUCCGCCAUAAUGAAACAACUAUCUGUGAUGCUCUUGCUGAACUCUCAGCAAGGACAUUUUAUUCUGUCAAAGUAUACUGGUAA
Acanthosepion pharaonis is the source of this 603-nucleotide messenger RNA. The record is from the annotation of a GenBank genome assembly. NCBI's taxonomy places the organism in Eukaryota, Metazoa, Mollusca, Cephalopoda, Sepiida, Sepiidae.